Molecule: messenger RNA, 1552 nt
Organism: Ectocarpus siliculosus
Lineage: Eukaryota; Phaeophyceae; Ectocarpales; Ectocarpaceae
Source: the annotation of a GenBank genome assembly
AUGCCAAGCUCGCGAAAGAGAGAGGAACUUGGGCGAGAACUCGGCGUUGCUGCAACGAGCGGCCGCGUGAGCGCUGUCCAACAUCUUCUUGCCGCUGGAGCGGACAAAGAAGUCCCGACGCCAUUGAUGGGCAUGAUGAUGACCCCCCUCACUGCAGCCGCCUACACGAACAACGAGCGCAUAGUGAGGGCGUUGAUCCAAGCGGGGGCAAGCGUUGACGGUGGAUCGAACACAGGCCAUACGCCUCUUCACUGUUGUGCCAUGGAAGGGCAGGAGGGGAUGAUGAAAGAGCUCCUGGAUGCCGGGGCCAAUCCAACGCUAACGACGGUAGAAGGGAAUACCGCAUUGCACACAGCAGCCCAGUGGGGGAACGCACGAGAACCGGUGCUCAAGAUGCUCAUUUCUGCGGGAGCAAAGAUAAACGCCCGCUGCACGAAGGGGUAUACCCCGCUAAAGCUCGCGGCGUGGAAGGGGACGGUCGAAGCGGUCAAGACUCUUCUGGAAGCUGGCGCCGACGUUCUAGCGAACGACUACACGGGCCACAGCAUUCUCUCUGGCGCUUAUCACAACAACAACGAUGCCAAGAUUGACAAGAUAAUUCAGUUACUCCUUGACGCCGGAGCGGAUCCCGACACUACAGACCCGGAUGGGCAACACCCCCCUCUCCUUUUAGCAGUUCAUGCCAAGAAGCCCAAGAUGAUCCGCUCUCUCAUCGCUGCCGGAGCCAACCCCAACAUCAUAUCGACCCAAGGCCUCACACCGAUCGGCCUUGCCGUCAACAUGGGAUUUGACAAGUGCCUGGCCGUUCUCUUGCGGUCCGGUGGGUCUCCGCAUUCUAAUAACAGAAGCGGGCCCACCCUUCUCCAAUCGGCCCUCCUCGAGCUCUACCCUACCUGCCUCGCCUUUCUCCUCCAAGCCGGGGCAAACCCCUACAACAUACACACGGACUCCUCGCCCUAUGCAGCGAAGCUGCAAAAGCGCUUGACUACGAAUUACAAGCUCGACACGCCUGAGGGGCGCUGUCGGCAAGUUAUGCUCGUGGCCAAGGCGUACAACGCGCGCUCGUGGCAAUGGCCGGCGUCUGCCCUCGCGACAUCAGCAAACCAAGAUGAGCAGGAGGAAGGGGACGGGGCGGGAAAGGGGGUGGUGGGUUCGAAGCCUGCGAGGAACGCCGCGAGCUGGAUGCGGCCGAGACGCGGUGUAUUUGUCCCCGCUGUACUCAGGUUUGUAACAAAGACGGAAAUGGGGAACAAGAACGUGAUCCAACACCGCCUUGAGAUGGCAUGAGGACCCAAGCGGGAGGAAACCUAGAAAGCUGUUCCCCGUUCCGAACACGGGACAAAAGGAUGGGAGAGCUGUGUGACAUGGAAGGGGGGGCGACGCAACUAGCGCACGUGACUCCGAGUCGGGCAUACGAGAAGAAGCUGUGUGCUUGGCCUGUUUAUUGUAACCCGAUGACACGUUCGGAUUGCUCAGGGUUUUGACCUUGAUUGGCGAAAUGUAUACUCUGUGUCUCGUAAGUAAACUAGGCCCAUCGCAUCACUCCAACCAC